Molecule: messenger RNA, 885 nt
Organism: Penicillium mononematosum
Lineage: Eukaryota; Fungi; Ascomycota; Eurotiomycetes; Eurotiales; Aspergillaceae
Exons: 6
Coding region: 1-885 (294 amino acids)
Source: RefSeq, a predicted model, not a curated record
AUGAGAAUCGCAGCAGUGUUAGUUGCAGCUGGUCAGCUGGCUUAUGUCUCAGGCGCGACUAUUGUUCGCCGCGAUGAUAUAUUCGAUAACCCUACCUGCGGCAUUGGCGGCCGUGACAUCUUCCUACAUCACGGCGACCUAGAAUCGACAGUGGAGAAAUUUGCUAGAUGGGUUGAGACAGGAGCAGGCGGUCUAGUGGCAGCUGAUGGCAAAUUCCAUGAUAAACUCUCGUAUGACGGCGAGAGCGUCACUCUCUUUGCCUUGCGUGGAGCGCUGGGUGCGGGUGGCUUCCUUGACGAACAAUGCAAGAACGACAAUGCUGGGUAUGAGAGCAGCAAUGAUCUCAAUAUUGGUCGCACCACCAAACCGUGGCAAAGUGUUCGGAUUCUUGGUGUUUCCACAGUUCCCCUCAUGUCCCGCGCGAAGCUUGGGGCCAGAUGUCCUUCUCACAGCGACGUCAUCCUUCCAAUGCAGGACCCCUACAUGACUCAGAUCGUCGAUGGAAGAAAGAACUACGAGUUUCGGAAAUAUCGUCUCAGACCCAGUGUGAAAAGAAUCUGGUUCUAUCGGACUGCCCCACACUCCAGCAUCACGCAUGUCUGCGAAACAUUGUCCGCCCGGACGCGGAAUUCUGGCGAUCCUCCACUCGAAGAAAACGGGCUGGGUAAUGUCGAAUUCAACACUAGACACAAAGACUGGGAUGGCUAUGAUUUCGCUUACAAAAUGGUCACGGUCUGUGAGCUCCGACAACCGAUCACGUUGAAGGAGAUGAAGGAGAAGCAUGGGUUCAAGUUGGCGCCGAGGGGUCUUGUUUAUUUACCCAAGUCGAUUAGCGAUAGUGUCGAUUUGAAUCAACAAAAUCUAUUGCUCGACAGGAGAAAUUGA